This is a messenger RNA of Porites lobata, 977 nucleotides long. Lineage: Eukaryota; Metazoa; Cnidaria; Anthozoa; Scleractinia; Poritidae. The record is from the annotation of a GenBank genome assembly.
AUGAAUUCUUUUAUUGACAAUAAGCAAAAUAUUUGGUUUCGAGGAAAGGAUGUUGCUAAGAUACUUGGAUAUAGAGAUCCUGAUCAGGCUAUUAGAAAAAAUGUAUCAACAGAAAACAAAUGUUUCAUCUUAUUCGCUCUAAAUGUUCCCCCGUCUCAACGACGGGUCAACAAAAUGACACCAGAGGAAAAUAUUGUUCCCCCGUCUCAACGCCACCUCAACAAAAUGGUAUUGGGGGAUAUAAAACACCCCCCCAACAAAAUAACACCAGAGGCUCAAAUUGUAGGGGUGGCAAAACGCCACCUCGACAAAAUGGUACCAGGGGCCCUGAAACAGGGCGUCAACAAAAUGACAGUAGAGGAAAAUAUUGUACAUUUAUUAAUGAGCCUGGUUUUUAUGAGCUUGUAGUUAGUUCUAAAUUAGAGUUUGCUAAAAAGUUUCGCCAGUGGGUAUUUACUACAGUUCUUCCAACUAUCCGUAAAUAUGGUCAAUACAAAAUGUUUGAUAGUCCCUGGAAUAAGAUGAUAAUGAUUGGUAAUGAAACCGACCUUCAUUAUAACGUUGUUCAACUAAUUAGAAAUUAUUAUCCAGAUUUUAUAUUAGUAGCCGGACUGGGAGAGAAUCAAGAUACAGAGGAUAAGAGACUAGAUUCAUAUAAGAAAGGAUAUACCCGCGGGCAACCAGAUUUAAUGAUUCUUGAUUAUCACAAAGGUUAUAAAGGUCUUUGUAUUGAAUUUAAAUCACCAACUAAUAAUUACCAUGUAUCAGAAGCUCAACUGAAGAUGAAAGAGAAGUACCGUGAUAAUGACUAUGCAUUUAUACUUAGUAAUGAUUAUGAUAAAAUAACCAAACUUAUUCAUAAAUAUAUGGCUGGUGUUCGUAUUCCAUGUAAAUAUUGGACAAAAGCAUUUCGUAAUAAAAAAAAAACAUUGGAAAAACAUUAUAAAGUUAUUCAUAGAAUUGAGAAAAACAUCUAA